Messenger RNA from Epinephelus fuscoguttatus (brown-marbled grouper), 3890 nucleotides. RefSeq names its product transmembrane protein 74. NCBI's taxonomy places the organism in Eukaryota, Metazoa, Chordata, Actinopteri, Perciformes, Serranidae. The record is from RefSeq and is a predicted model, not a curated record. The coding region runs from base 336 to 1184 and encodes 282 amino acids. The transcript has 2 exons.
UGUGUGUUGACUGACUGGUCGUGAUCUCAAUCGGCUCUCAGAUAGCGCGGCUCCUUUCAGCGCGGGCAGCUGAGGCUCUGUGUGUGGGAGGGACUAACAGAGAGCUCCCCUCAGUGCAGCCUGCCGCCACAGCAUCGAGCAGAGAGAGAAUAUAUUCAAAGCAUAUUCACAGAUAAGGCUUUCUGUUUUAAUCUGUCCCCGUUGCGUGACCUCACCCACUGAAGUGUCUAUGAAGAGGAGAAGGCGGAAGCGAUGCUGAAGUAGCGCGGGAUGCUGUGGGGGCAAAACAUCGUGGGAGGAAGGCUCAGAGCGAACCAGCGGGUGGUGAAACACGAAUGGCUUCUCCGGAGCUGCUUCCUGCAGAUGAGAGAGGCAAACAGCCCGAUCCUGCCGACGUCCUUGACCGGAUUUCCAGCGCGCUGCAUGCCCGCAAGUCGGGCGGAUCAACAGGAGGAGCGCUCCCAGGGGAGAGCGGCUGUAACCCGGCCCGCAGUUGCCAUGGCCGGUGUCAUUCAGCAACACCAAGGACGGCGCCGCGCAAGGGAGGCGCGGAGGUUAAACUCGGUCACCUCGGCGAGGAGAAAGUCCGGGUUUGUUGCGACGAGGAAUUAGAGACAUCUUUCACCUAUAUUGAUGAGAAUGUUAACCUGCGACUGGCUAGUCCGGAGACUAGUUGUAAAAGUACUCACAGACCCGUGCGCAACGGCGAGCCUUGUUCUGAGACUUUCCCGGAGCUUUCCUUCAUGUCCGAGGAUGAUCUCUCCUUCGGGGAGGGCCCCGGGACUUCUAUAGACUACGGGUUUAUCAGUGCAGUCACGUUCUUAGUGACCGGGAUCUCCUUGGUGAUCAUCUCCUACGCCGUGCCUCGGGAUGUGGUGGUGGACCGUGACAGCGUGUCGGCGAGGGAGAUGGAGAGGCUGGAGAUGGAGAGCGCCCGGAUAGGUGCCCACCUGGAUCGGUGCGUCAUAGCGGGACUGUGCCUGCUCACGCUGGGCGGCGUGGUGCUCUCCACGCUGCUCAUGAUCUCCAUGUGGAAGGGGGAGAUGUACAGGCGAAAGGUCAUCGCUUAUUCCAAGCGAUCAGCCAAACUGUAUGGCUCCAUCAGCCUGAAAACCAGAUCCAGCCCCAGCCACUCUUCUGCGCACUUGUCCCUGGAAGAGGAAAUAGAGGAAACUUUGGCUUAAAUUGCUGCUCUGUGUGCAAACCUUUUGUGUAUAACUGAGGAAUUAAUGCCAUUCACACACAUUCUCUAACAUACUGUAGCCUAAAACUGUAUUCAUACAUUCAAAGUGUAAGUCUGCAACAUUUUGUCAUAUACUGUAGAAAUAGCUUGAAUACUGUAUAUCCAAACAGAAGGGACAAGAAAAGCACUCGAAUGCAAAGUGAGGAAUUGCCAGAAAAAGAAAAACGUUAUGUGGUAUCAAAUGGCUCCCAAAUGAUAAAGGCACUAAACCAUAAAAGUGAUGAGGGAGAAUGUUAAGAGCUUUGUGUCACAAACACUGGAUCACAUUUUUCUGUACCCAGGAUGCAAUCUCUGAGAGCUUCCAUUUAUUAUUAAGGCUAUUCAUAUUUAAUGCGAAAUUGUGCACGGACGUAUUUCAGGAAGUAAGGGAAGUGUGUGUCCGCAGGGCAGGAGAGUGGGAGUAAAGGGGGAGAUGUAAAGCUGUCCCUGUCCACUUUGAUGUGGGAGAGUCAGCUCAGUGGUCCACAUGGUAAUAUCCAGUGACAGUCACUCUGGUGCAGUGCUGAGGUAAGCCAGUAAGCCCGGCUUCGUGCAUCUGAGCCAAAGCUCCACGUCAGUUUGAUUGUACUGUGCAAUUUGACUGCAUUCGACAGCGCUGACACACACUGUUCACCCUCCUCUGCACUGGCUUGAUCCUCUCUGCUCUUCUUCUCCUCCUCCUUCCUUCACCUUCUCUCUCCUGGAGGAGACUUUCUUUUCCCCUUACGGUUUUUCCGGUGCUCUCCUCACCCUAUGAACACUGUAUAUUCACAUUAAAAGGGUCCUGGAUGACCACAGCCAAGUGCCUGUGACAUUUCAUGGUUGAUGAGCCUCUUCCUCACCUGCCUCCUUUCAUUCUCUUUUUCUCUCUACGUGAGGACGGAGUUAAGAACGCCUAAUCACACAUGAAAGAGUUGCCCUACUUCCAAAACCUUAAGCCUUCACUACUUCAAAGUGCUAAUUACAUUUCCAAAGUGAGGUAUCAGUCUUUUUAAAAGGUUAUAUUUGAUGUUAUCAUGGUGAUUUGCUGACUAAAUUAUUGCUGAUUACACAGAAAGCUUAAGGAAAGAGGUUUAUCGUGUGCAGACUUGCUAAAAAUGUUAAUGCCACAGUGUCCAGGCAAGUCAGAAACCAACUUUCUUUUCUCGGUGGGGGAAGCUUUAAGUUUCUGUCUUUGCUAAGUCCGUGUGAAAGCAACCUCCUCUUUCUCCCUGGAGGUUAUUAAUGCUGUCUGAAGAGGCCUGCAGAAAAGAAUAAAGAAUGAAAUAGUAUUGAAAAACAUUUUUCGUGUAGGCUACCCUGUAAGGCUUAUAAAUCAUGCAUGAACCGCUGGAAUUCGUUCAUAUAUUUGCAUAUAUUCAUAUACAAAGCUAAACGCUGCAUUCCGCAAGACAAGUGCUAAUGAUUCUUAUGCAGUGUCACUCUUACCUUGGUUCGCUUUCCUUUCUUUUUUUGAGCUGUGUGACCCUAUUUCAAGGCGUACAUUCAGAACGACAUGAGUCAGUCUCUGUUAAUGAGAUGCGUAGGCUGAUUACUCUAUGGUAAACAGCUCGAGGCCACACCGUAGCUGUGCUUUCAUUCAGUUGCAUUACCUCUACUGUCACAGCAUAUCUAUGUAUUCUAUGUGCCAGUCAGUGCAGAUGAAGCAGUGUGUUUCAAAUGAAAAGACCGGAUCACUGGAGUCUAAUGAGUUAUUCAGCCAGCAUUGUCAUUAGAAAUCAUCAGUGGCAGCAAUGAACUAAUACAAGUUUGUGUCACUGCAGCUUUUCAUCUUCUGAGUCUGUGACCACAGAGCUGACAAGUGUGUGUGCAUCCCUGAAAAGCAACCGUUACGUCCUGAAAUGGCAAUGAAAUGCCAAAUGAAGAGAUUUCCAGGAAAGGUAAUAAAGUUAAUGAUCCAUAUGAGGCAGUGUUGUCUGUUCUCUUCACAGAAGCUGUAAAUCCACAACCAUUAUUACAGAUGUUAAAGCCAUACCUCAUUUAGCGAGCUUUCCUGGUGUUGUUGGCCGUGGAAACGCGGUGCGACACCCAUGUGCUGGACAUUUCUCACUGCUUCCUUUUUCCUUUCCCUCUCACCAAUAAAUUCAUGUAAAAUUAAACUUGUUCACUGCUCAGAGGGCAGCCAACAACAAUGCUGCCAAUGCCAAAUAUUCCAUAGGAUAAUACUGAGGAAUUAAUUCAAACUCCAGCAAUAUAAUGGCAACAUUACAGAUGCAGUGCAUCAGUGCUUUUCAUUGAGCGUCAGAGUCAUAUUCAGAGGAGGCAUCAUCUGUGAGAAUGCCACUCUUGUGACACACAGAGGAUCAUAAAUGCCCGAGGGAAGCCUUUAACAUUGAAGACUUCAAACAGACUCAUCUGCAGCAUGUAAUGCACUACACUAGAUUUUCAAACAUACACUUUCCUCCCCCCUCUCUCUGUCUUUCUGUCCUCCUCCGUGGUUGGCACCGUGCCUCACAACCAACACCAGGCUUCCCCUCAUACAGCCAACUAAACGUGUUUGGGGGAUUUAAUCAGGGAUUUGCUUGAAGCGACAGCAUUUUACAUGCCAAGCUCAAGUGUAUUUCCAGAGGUCUCAUGCAUAAGCUCUUUAUCCUUGAGCAGUGCACAGCUAAAUCACCCUUAUUGAUAUUUGGUUGGUUCCUCUGUAAGUCGAUCCCUUCAGGUAAGG